UCUCGAUGUCAUGGUGUUGCCAUCAUCGCACCGCCUACGCGGCCUGCUCUCGAUUUCGGAGUGAAAUCGAGAGGCGGAACAGUUGGGAGUUGUCGAGCUUGGGAAGAGACGGCGGGGCGGGCGGUCGAUCGAUCGAUCGAUGUGGGUUUCGAAUUGGGUGGAGGGUGGGAUCAGGAGCUUCAUCGGCAGUGCAACGGGCGGCGGCGGCGGGUGGAUCUGGUCCAGCGUAGACGGGAAAGCGGGGUGGUGGCAUGAGGGCCUAGUCAUCUACGGCGUGACGGCCAUGGCCGGACUCGCCCUUGCCGCCACACUCGUCAUCUCGACGCGGAGAGGCAGUCUUAGGUCACCAUGGUCUCGGAGGAUAGGGAAACAUCCCCUUACUAGGCACCAAUGGAACAAUUUCUUCACCUUUGAUGGAAAGCUUCGUGAUGGCGGAAUUAAGUUCUUAAAGAAAGUUCGGACUGCAGGAGUUGAGCCAAGCAUCAGGCCUGAAGUCUGGCCUUUCCUUCUUGGAGUCUAUGACCUGCGGAGUUCAAGGGCUGAAAGAAAUGUCAUUCAAGCACAAAAGAGGAAGAUAUAUGAAAAACUGAGACGCCGAUGUUGGCAAUUGGUAAAUCAUGGUGAUGAAAACAGCAAUGGACAAGAAAGCCCAUUCAGUGGCACUUUAGAUCACAUAGCGCCCAAGGAAUCAAGUACACCUGACCAUGUUAUUGUGGAAGAUGACGAAAAUAGUAUUGCAGAUGAUACAGAAUCUUCUUUCAGUGAAUCCUCCAUUGAUGAAGAACCUGACAGCAUUAGAAUAUCCUCCGCUUCCACAAGACUCGGUGAAGUUGAUCCUGAACUUACCAAGAUUGCUUCCUCCACAGGAGAGAUCCCCAAACCUCCUCAAAGAGAUGAGAAUUUCACAACAUGGCAACGCAUCAUGCGACUGGAUGCUAUUCGAGCCAAUGACGAGUGGAGAAAUUACAAUCCGUCCCAAGCUGAAGUCUCAAGAGACAAUGCCGUCAAGUUUGCUACCUGUGUCGGUUUGAAAGACUACGAGCACUUGGAGCCAUGCAGGAUUUACCAUGCUGCACGUCUGGUCGCGAUACUGGAAGCCUAUGCACUCCAUGAUCCUGAAAUUGGCUAUUGCCAAGGAAUGAGUGACCUUCUGUCUCCCAUACUCGCUGUCAUAGAGGAUGAUCAUGAAGCUUUUUGGUGCUUCGUUGGAUUUAUGCAGAAAGCUAGGCAUAACUUCCGACUUGACGAGGUUGGCAUCAGGAGACAACUAAGCAUCGUCUCCAAGAUCAUUAAGUCGAAGGAUUCUGAUCUCUAUAGGCACCUGGAGAAGCUUCAAGCUGAGGAUUGCUUCUUUGUGUACAGAAUGGUUGUGGUCGUCUUCCGCAGAGAGCUAACCUUUGAACAGACCCUCUGCUUGUGGGAGGUUAUGUGGGCAGAUCAGUCAGCAAUACGGGCCAGGAUAGGGAAAUCUGUAUGGGGAAGAAUCAGGUUAAGAGCACCACCCACUGAUGACUUGUUGCUCUAUGCCAUCGCAGCGGCAGUCCUGCAGAGGAGGAAGAUGAUCAUAGAGAAGUACAGCAGUAUGGAAGACAUUCUCAGAGAGUGCAACAGCAUGGCAGGGCAGCUUGAUAUCUGGAAGCUUUUGGACGAUGCACACUACUUGGUCGUGAACCUCCAUGAUAAAAUUGAAUGAUCGCUAUGUCGUUCCUCCGGGCUAUGAUUUGUACCACCUUCGUAGUUUAAGCCACUAUUUUUAUGGUUGAACUCCACAUCAUCUAUCGACUAUGAGAGUCCAUCACAAUUAUAGGUUCUGGUUUCAAAGAAGACAAUUCUUGUUUUAUACCUCGAUAUAGGACUGUUAAUGAGCCGAGCCGAGCUUUGGAGUGUUCAAGUUUGUUUGAUAAGGUAAUCAAGUCGAGCUGAACUUAAAAUGAAUCAAGCUUUUGAAAUGAUUGUUCAAGGUUGGCUUGAUUUAUUUUUUUUA
Messenger RNA from Zingiber officinale, 1984 nucleotides. RefSeq names its product rab GTPase-activating protein 22-like. The transcript is spliced from 5 exons. Gene Ontology annotation, molecular function: GTPase activator activity. The record is from RefSeq and is a predicted model, not a curated record. Gene Ontology annotation, biological process: activation of GTPase activity. Lineage: Eukaryota; Viridiplantae; Streptophyta; Magnoliopsida; Zingiberales; Zingiberaceae. The coding region runs from base 140 to 1693 and encodes 517 amino acids.